This is a messenger RNA of Akanthomyces muscarius, 1650 nucleotides long. RefSeq lists its product as uncharacterized. The transcript is spliced from 3 exons. The record is from RefSeq and is a predicted model, not a curated record. Lineage: Eukaryota; Fungi; Ascomycota; Sordariomycetes; Hypocreales; Cordycipitaceae. Gene Ontology annotation, biological process: transmembrane transport. Bases 1 to 1650 code for a protein of 549 amino acids. Gene Ontology annotation, cellular component: membrane; endoplasmic reticulum.
AUGGACGCGAUCGCCGCGCCAUCGCCGUACAGGCUCGCUCAGUUGGCCACCGACGCCUACGAGUUGCCCCUCAAGGUCUUUACCGAAGGUGGUGGACAGACGUCCCCCUCGCUCUCCCAUCUAUGUCUUCUCGUUUUUGAGGCCGUCCUCGAAGUCGUUUGCGUCAGCUUGCCCGGCUACAUUAUUGCACGACUCGGUCAGUUUGACGCCGAUAAGCAAAAGUUUCUCGCCAAUCUCAACGUCUCGCUCUUCACACCAUGCCUGAUCUUCACGAAGCUCGCCUCGCAACUCAGCGCCGAGAAGCUGAGCGAUCUCGCCAUCAUCCCCGCCAUCUUCGUUGUCCAGACCCUUGUCUCCUGGACCGUCGCCGUCGUUGUCGCUAAGCUGUUCCGAUUCAACCGCCGCGCCUCCAACUUCGUCAUUGCCAUGGGCGUCUUUGGCAAUUCCAACUCGCUGCCCAUUUCUCUCGUGCUGUCUUUGUCGCAGACGAUAGCCGGCCUCCACUGGGACAGGAUCCCUGGCGAUAACGACGACGAGGUUGGCGCCCGCGGUAUACUCUAUCUUCUCAUUUUCCAGCAGCUCGGCCAGCUCGUACGGUGGAGCUGGGGAUACCACGUACUGUUGGCCCCCAAGGAGCGAUAUCUCGACUACGAUGACGAACGCGCCGAGGAGGGCCAAUUUCGUGACGAUGUGGCUGAAGCCCCUCUCCUUAUCGAAGGCCUCGAGGGCGAUACCGAAGAUGAGGCCGAUAGCAACGACCAUUACAACCCUCCAGGCCGUACACCAGUUGGUGGUGCCUCUCGUGCGUCGGUUGACGGAUCCUCUGAAGACGAGGGCACGCCCAAGAAGAAGAAGCAAACCAAUGGCCACCAGCAGCCAGACUUUGCUGCCAUUCCCGACGUUCAAGAUGGCGAGCAUGAGGAAGAAGAAACGCCCGCGAGUGCCUGGGGCAAAGCUCAACUGGGUAUCCGCAAAACUCUUGCACGAAUCGGAAUCAGCAUCAACAAUACUCGCCUCCGCAUCUACAAGUCGCUUCCCAGCCCUGUCCAGUCCCUUCUCCGCGGCCUCUCAUUUGUUGGCGUCAAGAUCAACAAGUUUCUCUGGGACUUCAUGAACCCUCCCCUGUGGGCCAUGUUGAUUGCCGUACUCAUUGCUUCUGUUCCGACACUGCAGCGCCUCUUCUUCGAAGAAGGCUCCUUUGUCAAGAACAGCGUUACCAGCGCCAUCAAGUCUAGCGGUGGCGUAGCUGUGCCCCUCAUUCUGGUCGUCCUCGGCGCCAACCUCGCCCGCAACACAAUGGCUAACCCCGACAGCAUCGACCUAGAGGAAGAGGAAAUCGGCACCAAGCUCCUCAUUGCAUCGCUGCUGAGCCGCAUGCUGCUCCCUACCAUUAUCAUGACGCCGAUCCUAGCUCUGCUGGCCAAGUAUCUCAAUGUCAGCAUCCUCGAUGACCCCAUCUUUGUCGUUGUUUGCUUCCUCCUCGUUGGCGCUCCCAGUGCCCUUCAGCUGGCCCAAAUCUGCCAGAUCAACAACGUAUAUGAGAAGACCAUGGGUCGCCUGCUCUUCCAGAGCUAUGUUAUCUGGAUCCUUCCUUCUACUCUCAUGCUCGUCAUGCUGGCACUCGAGGUCAUUCAAUGGGCCCGUUUGUAA